Molecule: messenger RNA, 2381 nt
Organism: Colletes gigas
Lineage: Eukaryota; Metazoa; Arthropoda; Insecta; Hymenoptera; Colletidae
Product: tetraspanin-33-like
Exons: 6
Coding region: 149-982 (277 amino acids)
Biological process (GO): protein maturation; protein localization to plasma membrane
Cellular component (GO): membrane
Source: RefSeq, a predicted model, not a curated record
UAUGCGUCCAGUAUGUGAAAUUGUCAAAUUAGCGAUGCGAUCGAUGUAAUUUGUGUGUACAUAUAUAUAUAAUAAUUGAAAGUGCGAGUGCUUGUAUUAAUUGUACAUACCAAUUAAUAUCUUGUAAAACUGUUUUUACCUUACAACGAUGAAUAACCGGAGACGAACAAAUAACUUUACUUACGUUAGUUCGUGUGUAAAGUAUAUGAUAUUUUUACUCAAUUUUGUUUUUUGGUUAUUCGGAGGACUGUUAAUCGGAGUGGGUUUAUAUGCGUUUGUGGACAAGUGGCAAGCAACUGGUUCCGUUCGAGUGGAAAAUGUAUAUGAUGUAGUCCUGAAUAUUUCACUUGUAAUGGUUAUAGCGGGAGGAGUAGUUUUCGUUGUUAGUUUCGCAGGAUGUGUUGGAGCAUUGCGUGAAAAUACUUGUCUUCUAAAAUUUUAUUCAUUGUGUCUGUUGGUGUUUUUUCUCCUUGAAAUGGGCGUAGCAAUUGUUGGUUUUGUAUUUCCACACACAUUGCAAUCUUUAUUGGAGGAAUCAUUUACCGAUAAAAUUAUACAAACAUAUAGAGAGGAUCCUGAUCUACAAAACUUUAUCGAUUUUGGACAACAAGAAUUUCGGUGCUGUGGCUUAAGUCAAGAAGGAUAUCUAGACUGGGGGAAGAACGAAUACUUUAAUUGUUCCAGUCCUAGCGUAGAACGGUGCGGUGUACCAUUCUCUUGUUGUAUCAAUGCUACGGAUAUAUCGAGUGGUCUUAUGAAUAUAAUGUGUGGCUACAAAGUUCAGAUGUUACCAGUAUCUGAAGCGGGCAAGAAGGUAUGGACUAGUGGUUGCAUUGAAAUUGUACGAAGUUGGGCGGAACGUAAUCUUUAUACAAUAGCGGGCAUUGCUUUGGGUAUAGCUGUUAGUCAACUAUUUGUCAUUUAUCUUGCUAAAACGUUAGAAGGUCAAAUUGAAUUGCAAAAGUCUCGUUGGCAUUCCUGAGCUUGACUUCAGGCCACCUACCGCUACCAAAUUCAUUCCCCUCCCAGCAGGCAGGUGGCCAAUGGCCGAACACGAGGCCAAGAUAUUGAAACACAUGUAAAUGUUCGAAUGACAUUACUCGUUCUUUUCGCGAUCUCUGUAUACAUACUCUGCAUUCUCUCUUUGAUUAGACUUGUUCUUUAUUUUAAAAAUUAUUUUCAUAUAUAUUUAAGCAAAGGUUAGCUUUUACUCAUUCUUACGUAUUACCAUGUUUUUAUAACCAAUUUUUAGUUUUUUUCUUAUUACUUUUUGUCUUUACUGCCAAAUUGUUGGGUCAUAUAGCCAUAUAUAUUUUCUCUCGAAAUUUUACAUAUCUUACAUAGUAAGAAGUUGAUUACUCUCAUACCAGUUUACUCUAGAAUAGUGGAACUGAGUCUGAAUAAUAUUCAAUUUAUACAUUUAGUUAUACAUAUAUGAAUUUUCUGUUGCAAAAACUACCAACAUUUAAAGACAAAACUUUAGUUGAUAUAAGAUUAACCAAAUAUACGCGUACGUACCAUGACACUUGAUUCGGUAAUGACGUGCAAUAAUUUUAUAUGUAUAAAAAUAUCAUUUCUUUGAAAAAUAUUCAUGUAUGAUAUUGAAUUUUAUAUAAUAGCAAAGCUGACUCCAGUACUAGUCAUGCUAAACGAAAAACAGUAAAAUCGCGAGAUUCUAAUUUUGCAAAAUCGGAUUCUCGCAGCUUUACUGCCUCUCGCUCAGUAUGGCUUGUAGUGGGAUCGGCUGUGAUAAUAGUAAUUUUUGCAUCAGAAUUUCAAGUUAUUAUCUGCAUAGUGUAUCUAAUAUAUAUUGUAAGUAUUGGAAAGUUUAAGCUUUUAAAUAAUUGAUCUACAAAAGACUUACAAGAAUAUUAUAUAAUUUAUAAAGUAGACACAAUUGAAGAGAUUCAAACCUUUUUAUACGGCUUGCUUUAUUACAACAUAUUUACAUAAUUAUUUGCAGAAAUACUUCAGCAUGUAAGUGUAUUUUAUUCUUAUUUAAAAUAAGAAUUUUGUUCGUUUUUAUAAGGAGUAACAAUAAUUUGACAUAAUGAAAUACAAGAGAUAAGUACUUGGAUAAAACACGCACAUCAGUCGAACAAUUUAACUCGGAGACUUUUGCUAUUAUUUCUCUUUUUUAAUCUUCGUACAAUCGUAUUAUACUAAUAUCGGUAAGCAUAUAGUUAUUUACAAAUUAAUAUUGUUGAUUUUUUUUAUUUUACUAUAUUAGUGUAACUGAAGUGCAUAAAUAAAAAAAACGUCCAGUGCCAAAGUCAGAAUAUUGUCUUAUAUUUUAUUUGGAACAAAUCUGACAAUAAUCUGGUAAACAAUUUGUUCGUUGAGUGCAUAUAGAGUACAUCUGCGUGUUCUUUUAUUAAGAA